Chenopodium quinoa (quinoa) is the source of this 3207-nucleotide messenger RNA. RefSeq names its product E3 ubiquitin-protein ligase RNF12-like. Bases 1300 to 2937 code for a protein of 545 amino acids. The record is from RefSeq and is a predicted model, not a curated record. Gene Ontology annotation, molecular function: ubiquitin protein ligase activity. The transcript has 7 exons. Lineage: Eukaryota; Viridiplantae; Streptophyta; Magnoliopsida; Caryophyllales; Amaranthaceae.
CCUUUCUUCUAAUCUUAGUUUUUGUCUUUAAUUAAUUUUUAGAUUAGGAUGAUCAGAAAUUGUCAAUGAAAUUUUUAGCUUCUUUUUUGUCAGAAUAUAUUUUGUGUUUUUCUUUGGUGAUUUUGUUAUUGAUUAUUGAUUACAGGUGCUUAAUUAAUCUUUUGUUAUUUAUUCUUGUCUUUUGAUUGGAAUUUGUAGUUGUAGUUUAUGUUGUUUGAUUGUGUUUAGUUUAUGACAUGGAUGCUUUUUUCUUGUUACAUGUCAGAAAACCUUUUGGUGGGAGGUUUCUAUUUUUGUUUGGUGUGACUUUAUGUUAUGAAAGGGUUUUUGAUGGUCUAUUAUCUAUUUUUAGAAAUUUUUAGGUAGCUACCAAAUGAUUCUCCUUUGUGUAGGAGUUUUUUGGGUAAUACAAAAGAAGAAAGUAUGAUAUGAUUUGCUGUUGGUUAUGCCUUGCAAAAUUAGUAUGAAUUAAUAAGCUUUUGAAGUUUUGAGGAUAUGGGAAUAGCUUGUUGAGAUUGGUGCACAAAUUCGAGGUGAUUGUUGGUGAUACCCUUGUGCACUUGGCUUUUGUUGUUGGUGGAAGUAAUAGUUAGGGGCACAUACCUUGAAUUUCCAUGAUCAAAAUAUGGCCUCAACCUUUAGAGCCGCGUUGUUGUUGUAAAGGUAAGGAGCUUAAGAGCCACUUUAGGAAGGAGUCCUUUUUCGGCCAAGGAUUUUCUUUGGAAAUAUUGGAGUAUUUCUUAUGCUGAUGUUGUUGUUAAUACUCCUCCGUCUGGUUGAGUACUGGGCAUAUGAGAAGAGAAAUGUGUUGAACCAUUUGAAGUGGUGAAAAUUUGAAUUUGUUGACGAUUUUCAAUGAUUAUCAAAUCAUUUUGGAUAGUUUUGACAGGAGGAGGAAUUGUUUGGCCCGUCAUUUGACUAUUACUAAUAAAUUUUGUGCUGAUUAAUAUGUGGUGUUUCUUGUGAAGGCUUAUAGUCACCGAGUUGACUUCUUUCAUUACCAAAGUAGAGAACCAGAGACUGAGUUUGUUUUCUGAAUGACACAUAAGUAAGAUUGAGCAAUGUUGAAGUGGAGUGGAGUGGCUCACUUGGUGCCUUUUCUUUCUGAUGGUCCCGGUGAAAUCUGUAAUCUGUGAUUGGCUGGCUUUUGGUGGCGACUAUCUACUUUUUCUGAAUUUAUCAACCGUUGAAUUAGAUUGAUUCGGUGAAUGGAAGAGCUAGUUGCAACUUGCAAGUCCAUGAAACUGACAUAUUUGAGGCUGCUUUGGUUGCAAGAACUGAAACUUUGUAAGUCUACUCAUGGAUGAAUAUUCCAAUAGAAGAUCUUCUGGGGGACUCGCUGUCUCUAGAAGAGGGCCUAGCCUUGUUUUGAGAGAGACAGCUCAGAACAAUAGAGAUAAAAAUGUUCAGGUUUGCAGUCGAAUUGGAUGUGGUAGCAGGCUGAACUCGAUGAAGGAUGCACAGACUGGCUCUCCCAGUAAAGUCAAAACUCCAAAAACUCCUUUCCGUUCAUCUGCUUUAGGAAAGGAAAGCAUUGGAACUUCAUCCAGAACUCCUGCUUCUCCUAAUACUUCAAAAAAGUCAAUCUCAGGCUCAAAAAAGAAAUUGUCUUCCCACCUUGACACUGAUUCAGAAACAUGCAGUCUACAAGAGGAAUCCGAGAAAAUUUCUGGAAAAACCCAGAUGAGAGUUCAUCCUGAGCCAGAAGAUCAUGAACAUCCUGAAGCUACAUCUUCUGAAGCUGGGAGUUCUAGCUCAGGAUCCACCAGCAAAUUUGCAAAGAAAAGUGCUCCGAGGUUUGGAUUGGGGCGCCAAGAUUCUGCUUCAAGUUCAUCUACCUCAUUUGGUUUUAAACAGGCCAACCAAGGGGCAAGAAAUGGUGGGGCUAGUACAAGCAGGUAUAAUUUAAGGAAUUUAAAAUGCAACUCAAUCUCUGACGUCGUACCAUCAGGUUCUUCUCUCUCUCCUCAGUCAAAUGUCAGUAAGAAGGGGGAGACUGGUGGUAGGAAGAGGGUUGGUGAAGCUGAGAGUAGUUUACCUGUGAGAGGAAAGAAGAUGAAUGGAACUAUACUGGAUGAUCAAAGAAAUGAUUAUUCCAAUCGUGGAAUCUCAAUCUCUGAUUCAAGACGCACCAGAAGCUCGAGCCCUGGGAAUAACGACUCUGCCCCAGUUAGGACUCGGAGGUCAUCUGCUAGAACAAGGCUUUCAAAUCAAGAAAGUCGGGACAGAUUGCCAUUGGUUGGGUCACCUCGAAUGAGCCCAUCUUCUCCUCAACCUGACUUAACAACUGAUGAAACUGAUUUUAGUUCGGAAAAUCAGUUCUCUGUCCAAACUUCAGCUAGUUAUUCAAAUCCUCUAGUCAGACAAGGUAGCGGCAGUGAACACAUGCUUCCUAAUAGGUCUAGUGACCCCUAUGGUGCUGGCAUUGCUCGUUCUUUCAUGAAUCGUGAUGCUUUAAGACAGUACGACUUAGAUGGGAUUGCAGAGAUGUUACUAGCACUAGAGAGAAUAGAACAAGAAGAAGAGCCAACAUAUGAGCAAUUGCUUGUUCUGGAGUCUAAUCUUUUCUUAGGGGGACUUUCAUUCCAUGAUCAGCAUAGGGACAUGAGGCUGGAUAUUGAUAAUAUGUCAUAUGAGGAACUAUUAGCCUUAGAAGAGAGGAUGGGAACUGUGAGUACAGCAGUGCCAGAAAACGUUUUGGCUAAUUGCCUUAAAAGAAGCAUCUACCAGGGUAUAUCAGAAUGUAGAGAGGAUGAGAAUGAUGUUAAAUGCAGCAUAUGCCAGGAAGAAUAUGCAGACACAGAAGAACUGGGAAGACUCAGUUGUAAUCACAGAUACCACUUUGAGUGUAUAAAUCAAUGGCUGAAACUCAAGAAUUGGUGCCCUGUCUGCAAGAAUUCUGUAGCGCCUCCGCCUCCAGCGUCCCUGCCUCCCUGAACUCCGCUGUUAUGUUCUUUCGUCGUUUUCUCAGUUUGUACAGAUCAAAUUUGGUCUGCCUCAUUUCUUCAACAGAAAUUUGAUUAUAUUUUUUUUUUUUCAUAGUUCGCCACUUUUUCCACUCUUUUGUACAUAGAUUCUCUUAAAUCCUUCAACUAAUAAUCCUAGCCCUCUUCAGAGGCUCCAUUAUGGGAAUUGGUUGAUUUCGCUUCCUUAUUAAUCAUCAGAUUCUCAAGUAAAUAUACACCCCCUCCCCAAAUUUCUUCUCUA